AUGGCCGACCAAGAGGACGUCCUCCUGGCGCUACUGGACGCGAUCGUGCGGCAGCCCACGCACGACGUCUUCAUCCAGUCGUACCAGCAAGAGGUCCUCGACAAGUGCAAGAGCGGCGCGCUCCCCCCCAAGCGACUCGCUGGCCACGUGUUGGCUCAGUGCUCGCGCGUCCAGUACCGCCGCUCGGAGCGACAUCUACGGACGCUGCUGAGUACCACGUGCAAGGACGUGGCCAAGUUCCCGCAAGUCUUUGCGCGCGUACUGCACGCCGCUUGUCCCUCGCUCGUCGCGUCGUUCGCUCGCGCACGUGUUCUGGCGCUGCGGCUGUCGUGUGUCGUGCUGGACGCUGCGCUCCAAGCAGAUGCGUCGUCGACGCCGUUGGCGCUGCUGUCGUCCGACGCUCCGUGGCUCGUGGACUUGAUGGCGUCACAGAGCCGGUUACUGGAGGCUACAGUCAAUGACUCGCUGCCGAGCCAGCUGCAAGCGCGUAAAGCAUUGCUUCAAGUGAUCAAGAAACAAGACAAGCUGCUGAUGCAGAAGUACGUGAAUGUUGUGGCUGAUGCAGCAGCACCUGAGGAACAGCACUAUCAGAUGUGGAUGGUGCUGAGCUGUUGUGACAAGGAGCUGGACAAGGAGACGCACGAGAUGUUGUAUCGAAAGUACGCGUUCUGGGCGUUUGAGAGCAAGAAACGGCUGCUUGCGCCUUUGUACAAGGGUGAUGCGAGGUUCAAGACGCUGACGUACGAGCAGUUGGAGCAGUUCAUUUUGCCAGUGAUGGCAAAGAUGCUCAAGAAAGCACCAGAGACGGUGAUUGAAGCCGUUGGUGCGCUCGUGCAAAGCACGCCUCUGGACUUUGGACGAUACUUGGAAGACUUAUUGAAGCCGGUGCUGGUUGCCAAGCUGCGCGCGCCGAAGGACGAUGUGCGUGCACUUGCAGUAAAGCUUGGUGGCGCGCUGGCACACUCGUUCUCUCAGAGCGAACACAUGCAGCAGUUUGUGAAUAUCAUGAGCGCCUUGUUGGACGGCAAGCACGGCAUCCUCGCUCAAUUUUAUCAGCGCGAGGCCGCAUAUGCUGUACUGACUGAGGCUGCCGAGGCGGCGACAGUGCGACUGGAUGCGUCGGAAGUGCAGGACAUUGCUCCGACGGUGAUCGCGUCGCUGCUUAGGACUGUGAGCAAGGAGGCACACGAUGCGACACGUUAUCUUGGACUACUAGCGCUGGGUAAGUGGCUUGUGCUGGCUGGCACUGACGAGCUCAGUGCUUUCACAGUGACUGGCAUAAAGAGCGGUCUAACAAACAAGCCCGAGCCUGUCGUCGCUGGCUAUCUUCGCGCCCUAGCGGUGGUAUGUCGCUCGAGGGCGACUGCAGCUGUGCCGUUUGUUGAUGCAGUUGUUGAAGUGAUAAAGGACUCGAACAAGAGACCCCAUGCAGUGCACCUUGAUGGCGUAUUGGCCGUUGCUAUCGCAGGUGCAAUGGCGUCUGCUAGCAGCGAGAUGGACGCGCGCAUGGGACAGGAACAUGUCGCUGAGCUCCUUUUGAGCUCGACGUCUUUUGUUGGAAAAAGCGUUCGAGAGCUGUUGGGCAAUGUGGCGGGGUCAUCUCGGCAGCAGGAUGUCUAUGAGACCCCCGAUAUUUCGGCACUGGCUGCACUUCCUCACGCUUUACUGUGGGUCUUGGCGUCACAACAGUCGGAUGCUAGCGAGGCUUAUUUGCUGUUUGUGGAGCUGCUUUGUUCGUCGAGCCUAACUGUGCGCCAGAGUGCUGAGCGUGCCAUCGAUGAUUUGUAUCUGGCGUCAGCGCAGCAUUGUGCAGGUCUUGUAGCUGCAUUCGAGAGGAAGAUCGACGCGCUGAAGGUGGAGGUAUUUGCGCGCGAGUGGCAGUCUCUCCGUCGCCGUUUUCUGCCAUCCAGCACUGCAACUGCGAAGGACGGCGAUAACAACGUGGAGGAGUCUCCUAGCGAAGCUGAUCUAGUGGACAAUUUCAUUGAACAGCAUGCAGAAGUGAAGACAGCAAUCGUUGAACUGCUUGCCAAUGCGUCUACCGGCAAGUUGUACUCGACAAGCCCAUUACAGCGCUUGGCUGCUCAGCGGGCAGUCGCUUCUUUGCUUGACUUUGCUGGCAAUGGUGAGGGUGAGGAUCUAGCGCUGCACAAUAUAAUCGAGGAGCAGCUGGCCGAGCGUCUGAACGAUGAAAACAUUGAGGCUCUCGGCGAAGAAGAUGUUGCGAUCUGCCAGACUCCGUACGAUGAGGUGUACGAGUGUAAACAAGAACGCGAGGAAGAGGAGACGACCAGUCGCAGCCUUCGGGGCACUGAAGACGAGCAAUGGGAAGAACAAGUGCGCAAGGAAUUGCGCAAGAAACGGGCUGAGCAAAGUGAUGCGAAGACGAUGUACUCGGCUGAGCAAAAGGCUUUAUUAGAGAAGCAACAGAAAGUUCGCGACAAAGUGCAAGCGACGCGUCGCGUGGUGUCCGCUGUGCUGGAGGCUAUUGACAUGCUGGCAGUCACUCGACCAGAUGAACUCCACUCGACGCUACCGUCCUUACUUCGCUCAGUUCGCGUGCUAUUCACGUGCCCGCUUUUCGAAUCUGAAGCGUCCAACUCACUACUGGCCAUCGCAAAGGCCAUAAGUCCGAAGCUGCUUCGUUCGAACUACCAAGACGUUGCAAGUGCCCUGCGCAUCGCUCUGCAGCUCGACCGAUUCACGUCCGAAAAAGCCAGGGCGGCCUAUCUCGCAGAGAUGCAAUCGCUGUAUCUGCGUCUGCUGGCAGAGCUGAUGGAGUUUGUGUUUGGUUUCCAGUUUGAAAGCGAAGCCGACUUUGACGCCGAUGCUCCGUGCAAUUUGGUUCCUCCGCCGACGCUGCACUUGAUCUUUCCAGUGCUUUCUGUGUCGCUUCGCUUCGCACCAGACCUGCGUCGGUGGGCAUUGCCCCUUCUUGCUGUUCAUGCGCGUAACAUCCCUGCUGAAGAGGAAGAAGAAGUGGGUGACGUUCUAGCACAGCGGUUGCUGCGUCGCGAUAUGGUGGAGUUGGUGUUGCUGCUGCUGUCUCAGCAGGCAACGGGUAGUGCAUUGCCUAUCACGAAUCCAGACUUGGCUCCGGGCAAACUACUGACUUCGCUGUGCAUGGGACCUGAACUGACCCUGUCGGAGUGGGCCCCUCUGCUUGGCGGCAAAGGCUUGCUUGCAGAAGAAGCAAGUACACGUGGUGAGGUCCUGACUGCGUUGCUCAACGUUGUUCAAAGCGAGGAAAGUGGUGCAGAGUUCCGCAAUGCUGAGCCCAGUGCGCUCUUUGUGAGUCGGCUACACUGCUGUUGCUUUGACGGGGAGGACAAAAACCGUACUCUCGCCAAGCAGAUAUGGAGCGCCACUGGAGUUACGAUCACAGCACUGUUUGCAGGUCCCUUGCUGGAAUUGCUGCAUCACUCUCAUGCUAGCGUGCGUGAAAGUGCUUCUCUCGCUCUUGCUGAUGGUAUGCGUCAGUUCCCAUCGUCUGUGACGCCCCUGCUGGAUGAUCUGAAGACGCGGUUCUUGAGUAACCAACCGAAGCCAACGAAGCAAACAGACGAGUUUGGUAUUCCUACGGCUCGCCGCCCCCAUGCGCCAGCAGCUGAGCAGACUGAAGAUGGACGUACAAUGUACCCUCGUCUCGGCGUCGCUCUGUGCUUGGAGAAAGCUGCAGAGAUGGCAGGCCCUGAAGCGAUCUCCAGCGCCGAUACCAUGACCCUGUUGACGUUUGUUAUGGAGCAUGGUCUGGGAGAUCCGAACGCUAAGGUGCGUGCGCAGAUGCGCAAGACCGGUGUGCAAGCUGUGGCUUCGCUGGGUGGAGGUACCAACACGGCGCCGCUGCUGGAAAUGUUUGAGCGCUUUCUUGACACGAGUACUCCUCCUGCAGCAGCUACGGUUGCAAGCACGAUUGGGAAGAAAGCCAAGGCUGGGACUGAACUUGCUGCUCGGGAAGAGGACAUGCUGGAGCAGCGGGAACAAGCGUUGUCCAUUUAUGAUCAUCAGCGUGAAGGUGUCGUGGUGUGUUUGGGCUCUCUGGCCAAGCACAUGUCCCCGACGGACCCCAAAGUGUCUUCAAUCGUGGACCUGCUCCUAGAAGCUCUUGACAUUCCGUCUGAGUCGGUACAGCGCUCGGUUGCUACGUGUCUGUCGACGAUCAUAGGCGCAGUGAAGGAUCGCAGCACGAGUAUCUUGGAUGGUCUCAUGAAGCGUGUCACUGAGGGCGAAACUUUUGGCGGGCGCAUGGGUGCAGCGUACGGUAUUUCAGCCGUGAUCAAAGGACUCGGUAUUUCUGCACUCAAACUCCACAGCAUCAUCCCGCGCCUCGAAGACGCGAUGAAGACGGGCGGUGCUGACGCUCGCGAAGGCGUCAUGUUUGUGUUCGAGUGUCUGAGCCAACGCCUCGGGCUGCUGUUCGAGCCCUACAUCAUCGUGAUUCUACCCAUCAUGCUCAAGUGCUCGGCCGAUGCCAGUCCGCAAGUGCGCAAAGCGGCAAGUCAGACUGCUAAGGGUAUCAUGGCCCAUUUGUCGGCACAUGGUGUGAAGCUGGUGUUGCCAUCGCUUUUGGGUGCGCUGGAAGAAAGCGCGUGGCGUACGAAGCAGUCGGGCAUCCAGAUCUUGGGCUCCAUGGCGUACUGUGCCCCUAGACAGCUGGGCUCGUGUUUGCCUCAGGUGGUGCCCAAGUUGAUGGCAGCGCUGACUGACUCGCACCCGAAGGUCCGUGAAGCUGGUAAGAGCGCGCUACGUGACGUGGGUUCUGUAGUGCGCAACCCUGAAAUUGCGGCUAUCUCUAAGGUGCUGCUCGAUGCGCUCGAAGAUCCAAACCGGUACACGGCCGAAGCUCUUCAGCAGCUUCAGUCGACGUCUUUCCAGCACUCGAUUGAUGCGCCGUCGUUGGCACUUGUGAUGCCCAUCAUCUCUCGUGGUCUCAGGGAUCGCGCUGGUGAUGCCAAGAAGAAGGCCGCGCUCAUUGUGGGCAGCAUGUGUUCCAUGAUCAACGAUGCCAAGGACCUUGUGCCUUACAUGGAGACCGUGCUACCGAGCUUGAAGACUCAGCUCAUGGAUCCCAUUCCGGAAGUGCGUGCUGUGGCCGGCAAGGCCUUGGGCAAGCUGGUCAAGGGGCUUGGUGAGCGCCACUUUGCGGACGUGCUGACGUGGCUUCUCGGGGCUAUGAAGGACAAUGAAGUUGGUCCUGUGGAGCGUUCAGGUGCUGCGCAAGGUCUGUGUGAAGUGGUGGUUGCGCUUGGCAUGGAGCGCGUCGAGCGUGUCAUGCGGGAGGACAUCUUGCCGCUGGCACGCCAUCCAAUGUUCUCAGUGCGUGAGGGCGUGUUGUGGGUCAUCGCUUUCCUGCCACCGGCGCUAGGCAAGCAGUUCGCCAUCUUCCUUCGCGAUGCGCUGCCCAUCGUGGUAAAAGGUCUCAGUGACGAAGCCGAGUCUGUACGCAAUGUUGCUAUGCACUCGGGUCACGUAGUGGUCAACGCGCACGCCCUCUCGCAUACGCGUGAUCUGCUCCCGAGUCUCGAGGCUGGUCUCUUCGAUGAUAGCUGGCGCAUUCGACAGAGCUCGGUCACACUGCUGGGUGACCUCAUGUAUCGCAUCAGUGGCACGCGUGCAGUUGCGGUUGUCAACGACGAUAGCCACGACGACGACGAGACGUCGGGCAGUGCUGCAGGUGAUCGAGCUAUCAUUAAACUGCUUGGGAUCCAGCGCCGCAACGCGAUCUUGGCAGCGCUGUACAUGAUUCGCUCGGAUACGUCGGCUGUCGUCCGCCAAAGCGCUCUGCAGGUCUGGAAAAGCGUGGUCUCCAACACGCCCAAAACGCUUCGCCAGAUUCUCGAGGCACUCUUGAACACGAUCGUGUCGGCGCUCUCGGGUGACAACAUGGAAAAGCUGACGAUGGCUGGACGUACGCUUGGUGACAUUGUGCGAAAGCUCGGCGAGCAUGUGCUUCCUGAGGUGGUGCCUAUCUUGCGUGCUGGGUUAUCGCCCUCGCUGCCUAUCGGCCGUCGACAAGGAGCUUGCAUUGGUCUCGCAGAAGUCAUCGACUGUUGCACGAAGAAGCAGAUCGAGGACUAUGUCGACACGCUCCUGGACGCUGUGUUGGACGGCAUUUGUGACGAAGUCGCAGAAGUCCGUGCAUCGGCAGCGCAUGCGUUUGAUGUCCUGCACAGGGGCAUUGGCUACCGCGCUAUCGAUGAGACCGUCCCGAAGAUUCUCGAGCGCAUCCACUCGUCGCCGUCGGCAGAGGAACAGGAACGCGCGCUGCUCGGACUUCAGGAGAUACUGCGUGUGAAGUCGCGUGAGGUGCUCCCGUACCUGAUCCCACGUCUGCUGGUAAAGCCGGUUACUGCCUCGGCAGCAUUUACAGUGUCGCGCGUGGCGCAGGCGACGGGGGCCGUCAUUCACUUUCAAGUGGAACGCAUUUUUGCUGCGUUUUUCGCACAGUACGUCGAGCUGCUGGAAGACGGCAGUUCGGAUGCUGCAAAGGCAGCACUUGCCGAGAACAUCAAGAGCUCACUGCGCGAGGUGGUGCUUCACGUGGAGGCGCCUGGCGUGCACUGGCUGGCGAUCGAGCUUUGCAAGUAUUGCGAGAGCGAAAACGUGCUCGAGCGUGUUCUCGCUUUCGAGCUCGUGGCUGCAUUCUGCUCGCAUGCGUCGGUGCCAUACAACGACCAGGCGCCACUGUUCCUGAAGCAGAUUGUGCUGCACUUGAACGAGCAAAGCGAUCCAGUGGUUCGUGCAGCCUCUGCGGCACUCAAGGGCAUGAACGUGACCACGAGGCCCGAAGCUUUUGCGCAGCACUUGGACUUCAUUCGGCAAUCCAUCAACUCGAUGGUCAGUGACGCCCGUCAUCGCAAAGGUGGCGUCGGCGACGGCGAGUACCUGCUCCCUGGUCUCUGCAUCCCUCACGGCCUGGAGCCGUUCUUGCCUGGUUAUCAGUGGGCUCUGAUGAAUGGGUCGCCGGUGCUGCGUCAGAGCGCAGCUGCUGGCUUGGGUGAGCUCGUCGAGCUGAGCAGCGCAUCGUCUCUGCGUCCGUACUUGAUCAAGCUCACGGGUCCGCUCAUUCGUAUCGCUGGUGAUCGCUUCCCUGGUCACGUGAAGGCUGCGAUCUUGCAGACUCUGGAGAUCAUUCUGACCAAGGGCGGCGUGGCGCUCAAGCCCUUCCUUCCCCAGCUGCAGACUACGUUCAUCAAGGCCUUGAACGACACUGCUGUAGAUGUACGAGCUCGGGGGGCGUCCGCCCUGAGGCUGCUUGUCACGCUCAGUCCACGUGUGGAGCCACUGCUGACAGAGCUGACCGAGCGCUUGCGGACCACGACUGGCGGUGUGCGUGAAGCCAACUUGGAGGCUGUCGCUUCGGUGGUAGAGCGCGUUGGCGGUAAACUCUCAGCUGUGGGUCGCAGCACUCUCGAGAACGCACUCGAAGAGAUGCUCGAGUCGAGUGAAGACGCACUUCGGGACGGUGCGAGCCGGUGCCUAGCUUCCUGUGUGGCUACCACCGCUAGCAGCGACGUGGAGGCAGCGAGGAAGCAGUUGCUGGACCACAGUUUGACAAAUAUGACUGCCGAUGACAGGCAGGCGCUCUCGUGGCAGCGCCGCCAGAGCGCAGCCGUGUUCACAGCAUCGGUCUUGCACAAACACGCAGCACUGCUGACAUCGGACGUCUCUGCUUCUCUGACCGCCACGCUGCUUGCACUGGCGCAAGAUGAACAGGUUGCUGUGCGCAACCAUGGGCUCCAGGCACUUGGCGCCGUGGCAAAGCACUCGAAGAAAGUGGAAAGUCUCGCGGCGCUGGUGCCCGUGCUGGCGGACAGUGUCACGCACAAAAGCAAAGACAUCGUCCGUAGUUCGCUGCACGUGACGAAGCUCGUUGCAAAGCGCUCGCCGGAACAAGUGCGCGAGCACCUGGCCGUGCUUGUUCCCGCUGUCUUCCAGGUGAUCAAGAGCAACAACCUGGCCGUCAAGUUGCCUGCUGAGCGAACACUGCUCUACCUGCUCGAAGUGCAUUCCCGACCAGAGACCCAGACCGAGUAUCUGCGCAGUGGCGGUGCUGAUGCGAAGGUGAUCGGCGAGUACGCGCGCCGCGUGCUGAGCAAGCUCAGGGCUGACAGUGGUGACGAAAGUGACUAA
Hyaloperonospora brassicae is the source of this 8133-nucleotide messenger RNA. NCBI's taxonomy places the organism in Eukaryota, Oomycota, Peronosporomycetes, Peronosporales, Peronosporaceae. The record is from the annotation of a GenBank genome assembly.